Papaver somniferum (opium poppy) is the source of this 651-nucleotide messenger RNA. RefSeq lists its product as uncharacterized. Bases 1 to 651 code for a protein of 216 amino acids. The transcript has a single exon. NCBI's taxonomy places the organism in Eukaryota, Viridiplantae, Streptophyta, Magnoliopsida, Ranunculales, Papaveraceae. Gene Ontology annotation, molecular function: RNA-DNA hybrid ribonuclease activity; nucleic acid binding. The record is from RefSeq and is a predicted model, not a curated record.
AUGUGGCAAAUUUGGAAAUCCGGAUGCAUAACAGUAUUUGAAGAAAAAGUCUCACAUCCUAACAGUAUCAUAAUAAGCAUUAGACAAUUUUGCAUGAAAUACAACAUAUUAGGUAGUGAGACUAACUCUAUAAGCAGAAACAAUAGAAGCAGGACUAAAGAUAAGUGGAAAAAACCACCUGAAAAUUGGUGGAAAUUAAAUUUUGAUGCUGCUUUUGAUAAGGAUACAAAUAUUUGUGGCAUUGGGCUAAUUUUAAGAGACUUUGCAGGAAGAUUUGUGGAGGCCAUGGUGAAAGUUACUAAAGCUAGAGAUACAGAGCAGGGGGAAAGUUUAGCUCUGCUAGAAGCUGUGGAAUGGGUCAGAAGUAGAAAUUGGAGGAAUGUUAUCAUUGAAGGAGAUUGUAAGACUGUUAUUGAAGCUGUGACUUCAAAUUUUGGCAAUUCAUCUUGGCAGGAUCAUAAUCUUCUUUCGGAUAUUAGUAGGUUAGUAAAAGCUAGUAGUAAUAUCAGUUGUACUUUCUUUCCUAGGACUGGUAAUGAAGAGGCUGAUGGAUUAGCCAAAUAUGGCAAAAGAUAUGAAUGUAAUCAAGUAUGGUCUGUUAACCCACCAAGAUGUAUCCACUCAAUUCUUGAGUUGGACAACCCUAUAUAA